Molecule: messenger RNA, 1458 nt
Organism: Cornus florida
Lineage: Eukaryota; Viridiplantae; Streptophyta; Magnoliopsida; Cornales; Cornaceae
Product: serine carboxypeptidase 1-like
Exons: 8
Coding region: 1-1458 (485 amino acids)
Biological process (GO): proteolysis
Cellular component (GO): vacuole
Molecular function (GO): serine-type carboxypeptidase activity
Source: RefSeq, a predicted model, not a curated record
AUGAGGAUGAAAGUGGCACAGCUCACUUGGCUGCUCCUAAUGCUCCUUCCUUGUCACCCAUGUGUUGCAAACCAGGUUGACAACCUUAACAGGUUGAUCAAGUCCCGGAGAUCAAAAAAUCCUCCGGCUGCACAAGCUUGGGCUGAAAUAUCCGUCACGGAUGAUAAAAAACAUUCUCCGGUGUACAUUGGACCUCAAGAUGGAAAGAGUAAAGCCGACAAGAUUAAUGCUCUCCCGGGGCAGCCUGCAGGAGUGGACUUUGAUCAGUAUGCAGGCUAUGUAACUGUGGAUCCAAAAGCUGGAAGAAGUCUAUUCUAUUACUUUGUGGAGUCACCUCAGAAAUCUUCCACCAAACCUCUAGUCCUAUGGCUCAAUGGAGGACCAGGAUGUUCAUCACUUGGCUAUGGGGCAAUGGAAGAAUUGGGACCCUUCAGAGUCAAAAGUGAUGGAAAAACACUCUUCAGAAAUGAGUAUGCAUGGAACAAAGUGGCAAAUGUGCUAUUCCUGGAAUCCCCUGCUGGAGUCGGGUUUUCGUAUUCGAAUACACCCUCCGACUAUGAAAAAGCUGGUGAUAAGAGCACCGCCGACGACUCUUACACAUUUCUCUUAAACUGGCUUGAGAGGUUCCCCCAAUACAAAAACAGAGAUUUCUACAUAUCCGGAGAGAGCUAUGCCGGUCACUAUGUGCCUCAGCUUGCUUACACCAUCCUGUCAAGAAACAAGAACACAGACAAAACAAAAAUUAAUCUAAAGGGCAUUGCAAUUGGGAAUCCUUGGAUGGAUGAGGAUACCAACAACAAGGGGCAGUAUGACUAUUACUGGACACAUGCUUUGAUCUCUGAUGAAACCAUUGCAGGAAUAAGCAAGAACUGUGACUUUCUCAGUGGGAACAUUUCAAAUACUUGUGGCCAAUUUCUAAAUGAGGCAGAUAUUAUGUAUCAGAUCAUUGAUAUUUACAACAUUUACGCCCCACAAUGCUUUUCAAAUGCAACAAACACUGCUUCCACUGGCUCUAUCAAGAACUUUGAUCCCUGCGACUACGUCUAUGUCAACGCCUACCUGAAUUUACCUGAGGUGCAGAAAGCUUUUCAUGCCAGGAAUAUGUCGUGGUCAGCUUGCAGCAACGUUGGAUGGGUAGAUGCCCCUACAAGCGUUCUACCAACAAUCAAGCAGCUCAUAAAAAGUGGCAUUAGAAUAUGGAUAUAUAGUGGUGACAUUGAUGGCCGGUGUCCAGUAACCGCCAAUAGGUAUUCCGUAAACAGUUUGAAGCUUCCUGUGAAGACGCCUUGGCGUCCAUGGUAUUAUAACAAUGAGGUCGGCGGGUUCGUGGUUGAAUAUCAGGGACUGGCCCUGGCCACAGUAAGAGGUGCAGGGCAUGAAGUUCCAAGCUACCAACCGGAGAGAGCACUGGCAUUGAUCUCAUCUUUCCUUCAGGGAAAGCUUCCUAAAUCAACUUGA